Molecule: messenger RNA, 1146 nt
Organism: Plectropomus leopardus (leopard coralgrouper)
Lineage: Eukaryota; Metazoa; Chordata; Actinopteri; Perciformes; Serranidae
Source: RefSeq, a predicted model, not a curated record
GUCCAUGGAGGAAAACUUUUGCUUUCAGUGGUGAUUAUGUCUGGACCAUCUCUGACCUGGGACACAACCCACCAGUGAGAAUUGACAGGUUGUGGAGGGGUCUCCCUGGAAACCUGAAUGCUGCUGUGCACUCUCAAAGAACCAACAAGACUUACUUUUUUAAAGGCAAUAAAGUGUGGAAGUACACCAUGUUCAUGCUGGACUACGGCUACCCCAAAGAGGUCAAACGGAUUCCUACUAAUAUUGAUGCAGCCGUGUACCUGGAGAAGAACAAGAAGCUGAUCUUUAUCAAGGGUUCGGACCACUGGCAGUGGGAUGAGCUGAAGUACACUGACUUAAGUGCAUACCCCAAACCUCUCUCUAUGCUCUUCUCCGGAGUGCCCUCCAGUCCGGAUGCAGCCUUCACCUGGACCAAUGGCAAGCUCUUCUUUUUUAAGGGAGAUGAUUACUGGCGUGUGAAUGAGAUGUUGAGGGUUGAUAGAGGGUACCCGCUGAGUAAGAAGGAGCGCUGGAUGCGAUGCUAAGGGUCCGCCAUUAGGGGGCAGCAUGAAUCAAGAGGUCUACAGCAGGGGAUUGCUAGUUUUACUUCAGAGGCAUUUACAACCAGGCAACCUCAACAACAGUGAUUGAUUGUGAAUUAUCAUCCAUAAAAAAUAGUGUGGGAAAUUAUUUUAUUUCACUGGAUUUGAUUUCAAACCAAGCUACUCCUCUUCUCAGCAACAGGCUGAUUUUUUUGUGAGGCUUACUUCUUGAGCACAAAUGUGUGUUUUUGUGACUGCCAGAAUUAUGUAAGCUUUUGUGUGAUCUCAGGGUGAAAUAAGGGAGGCCUUCUGUUUUUCUCUCAAACAUAUGUGUUGGAUUAUGUGUCUUGAUACUUUCAGUAAGAUGUAAUAUGAUGAUGGGAGUGAGCACUUUCUGUUUAGACGUUUUGUUUAACCAAUUGUGCAACACUUUUUAUAGCAUGUUCGGUGCUCUUAAAUGUUUCUAAACACUUCCAUUAUCUCAUGAGUCACACAGGUCUGUGAGAAAUUAUUUCACAUGACUGUGUCCUGUUUUUUUUUCAAGUGAAAAUGUAACUUUUUCUACAAAUAAACAAGAUGUAAUGUCUGCUUUCUCCCAGAUUGCAGUUCCCUGUCACCAGAAAAA